This is a messenger RNA of Saprolegnia diclina VS20, 1996 nucleotides long. RefSeq lists its product as hypothetical. The transcript has a single exon. Bases 5 to 1927 code for a protein of 640 amino acids. The record is from RefSeq and is a predicted model, not a curated record. Lineage: Eukaryota; Oomycota; Saprolegniomycetes; Saprolegniales; Saprolegniaceae.
CACGAUGGAGCUGCCGGUGCUCCCUGAUGGUCCGUCCAAGAGCGUAGUCGUCCCGAUCAAGUCGCGUCUCUGUGUGCGCAAAGAUGUUUUCUUUCAAGCCGGCGUAAGUCUUGUCGGGCUCGCCAUCAUCCUUUUGGUUGCGACCGACACGAUUGUCAACAACUGGGCCGUGAACGACUACCUCGGGAACGCGUACCGCUUCAUCACGCCCGUCACAGACAUGACCUCCGUCACCGACUUGGAUGGCACGUAUACGUUUAUGCGCGGCGCCGCACCCGCCGACAUCUCCCGCAUCGGCAACUGGAUGCUCAACUAUACCAUGAGUGCCCUUGCGACCAAGAGCAGCGACGUCUACAUUGUGUGGGCCGGCUUUUUCACGAUGACGCCCGCCAUCAACUUUUGCCGCGCAUUCCAAGGCGAGUACGUGCUCCCAACGCUCACCAAGCGCCGGCUUGGCCUCGCCGGCAACACGGUCACGUUCUUUCGCGGGUCUGCGCUCACGCACCUGUUUACGGACGACGCUAGUGUCAACUUGGCGAAUGGCAGCAUGACCACGUCCACGCUCAACGCGCUCGGGUACACGGCGGGUCGGCAUCUCGUGGACCUCCGGCUCACGACCGAGUUGUCGUUUUCCAACAGCUCGACGCCAUCGUCCCAGCGCCUUUCCUUUUUUCGCGUGAGCCCAAAGUCGUACUGCACGGGGUGCAACCCGGUGGCCGAGAUUGGGUACGGAAUGUGCAACAUCACGAGCGUCUACGACGUGAGUCGUCAAGUGCUGCGCAUCACGAACGCGUCCAACAUCCUGGGGUCGGACUACCAACUCGGGAUGAUGCUGCCCCACACGAGCUUUUCGUCGGCGUCGCACUACGUCAAGGCGAUUGCGAUUGUGUUUGCUGUUGGCGGCUACUUGGCGAGUCGCCGCACGGUGCAAUGGAAAGAAGCCGAUGCGUCAAAAUCCGACUCGAUUUUUUCGAAAAUUUUGCGCACGAUAUCGCCAAAGUACUUUGCGUACCCGAGUUUGGCGCUGCGUUUUGAUAUGUUUUGCUACAACUUCGAUCUCUUUGUGUUUCUCUUUGCGACGAGCGUCGUGCUCGACAUGGGCAAUUGUCUACUGUUUUUGCGACACAUUUCCGCGUACGCGGCGCCCGCGCCGACGUAUACGCAUACGUUUCAAAUGUAUGCGCUCACGACGCGCAUGCUCUGGUUCAACUGCGCGUGCCUCAAGCUGCUCAAGAUCGCGUGGAGCAUCGUGAGUACCGCGACGUUCAACGGCGAAAGCGUCCUCAUGGGCUAUCUCAACUGGACCAAUGUCACGUCGCUAUACAUUAGCGGCAUUGUACUCGCGUACAUUCCGACGUACAUUGACUAUAGCAACAGCGUCGCAAUUGACAUCAACCACGUGGUCGAGAACCUCGACACGCUCUUUGUCGACGCGCUCGACGGCUACUACUUGCGCACGACGCCGGCGAUCGCUAUCGGCGUAUUGGCCAACGUACUGCUGGUGACGCUGCUCGACCAUGUGUGGCACCGCGGCCGGUGGCGCCGGCUUGCGAAAAACUCGCUCGCGCGCCAAGCCAUUUUCAACAGUAGCUCGAUCGUGUGCGACUACCUUGACGGCAUCGAGGUUGACGUGGACGGUGCGACGAUCAUUCACUGCAAGGCGCGCCGCCUCAGCACGCUCCAGUGGUUUUUCAUGAGCCAUUUGGUGUGCUUUGGCCUCCCCGAGAAGCAGCUCCGGCUCAAGAAGCGCAUGUUGCAGUCGUCGGCGACCACCAAGGACGAGUCGAGCACUGGCAACGACACCAAGUUUAUGGUCCUUCAAGACACGGACCACAAUGUACACCUUGUCGAUAAUGUCUUCUCGGACGUGACCGCGCUCGUGUACAACAUCAAGGUGCUCAAGGACACCAUCGUGACGAUCCAAUGAUGUAAUAUCUUCUGCACUUUUCAUACUCUGCACAUUACGAAAUAUAGAUUCUGUAUUCCACCACGCAAA